Molecule: messenger RNA, 5327 nt
Organism: Pseudophryne corroboree (corroboree frog)
Lineage: Eukaryota; Metazoa; Chordata; Amphibia; Anura; Myobatrachidae
Gene: TOP2A
Product: DNA topoisomerase II alpha
Exons: 35
Coding region: 151-4845 (1564 amino acids)
Biological process (GO): resolution of meiotic recombination intermediates; sister chromatid segregation; DNA topological change
Cellular component (GO): nucleus
Molecular function (GO): ATP binding; DNA topoisomerase type II (double strand cut, ATP-hydrolyzing) activity; DNA binding
Source: RefSeq, a predicted model, not a curated record
GCUUUCGGCGGGUUUCAGAGUUUUGAAGUUGGCGCAGUAACGGUUCCCGUACCGGUCACACAGUGCUGAGAGGGAGAUCGCACGGAACGGAUCGUAGGUUAGCGGCGGAUUCUUGCAGUAGCUGUCGGUGCCUGGUAACGUUGUUGCGAAAUGGAGACCGAACCACUGAAACCUCUCUUUGAUGAGAACAAGACCACAGUGAGUAAAGUGAAGAAAGGUGAGAACAAGCGUCUUUCUGUUGAGAGGAUUUAUCAAAAGAAGACUCAAUUGGAGCAUAUAUUGCUCCGUCCAGAUACCUACAUUGGUUCUGUAGAGCCUGUGACCCAGCAAAUGUGGGUGCAUGAUGAAGAGGAAGGACUGAAUUACAGAGAAGUGACAUUUGUCCCUGGCUUGUAUAAAAUCUUUGAUGAAAUCUUGGUUAAUGCUGCCGAUAACAAGCAAAGGGACCCAACAAUGUCAUGCAUCAAGGUCACAAUUGAUCCUGAGAACAACACAGUCAUUGUGUGGAAUAACGGGAAGGGUAUUCCUGUUGUUGAGCACAAGGUGGAGAAAGUCUAUGUUCCUGCUCUCAUCUUUGGGCAGCUGUUGACCUCCAGUAAUUAUGAUGAUGAACAGAAGAAAGUUACAGGUGGUCGUAAUGGUUAUGGUGCCAAAUUGUGUAACAUCUUUAGCAACAAGUUUAUAGUGGAAACAGCAUGCAAGGAAUACAGGAAGGUGUUUAAACAGACUUGGACAAAUAACAUGUCAAAUACUGGUGAUUCAAAAAUUAAAUCCUUUGAUGGUGAAGAUUACACUUCAAUCACUUUUCAACCCGAUCUAAGCAAAUUUAAGAUGCAAAUUUUGGAUAAAGACAUUGUGGCCCUCAUGUCUCGGAGAGCUUAUGAUAUUGCUGGAUCUUCCAAGGGGGUGAAAGUCUUUCUAAAUGGCAAGAGACUUCCUGUAACUGGCUUUCGCAGUUAUGUGGAUUUACAUGUAAAAGACAAAUUGGAUGAGACUGGUAAUCCUUUGAAAAUCAUUCACGAAGUGGUAAACGAUCGUUGGGAAGUGUGUAUGACCAUGAGUGAGAAGGGCUUCCAGCAAAUCAGCUUUGUCAACAGCAUUGCUACCACAAAGGGUGGUAGACAUGUUGACCAUGUGGCUGAUCAGAUAAUUGGUAAACUAAUUGAUGUUGUGAAGAAAAGGAAUAAGGGAGGAGUUUCAGUUAAGCCUUUUCAGGUAAAAAACCACAUUUGGCUAUUUGUGAACGCACUUAUAGAGAACCCAACGUUUGACUCUCAGACCAAGGAAAACAUGACGUUGCAAUCAAAAAGUUUUGGCUCCAAAUGUGCGUUGUCAGAGAAAUUCUAUAAAGCUGCAACAGGCUGUGGCAUUGUGGAAAGCAUCUUAAACUGGGUUAAGUUUAAGGCUCAGUCCCAGCUGAAUAAGAAAUGCUCUGCAGUGAAGCACACAAAGAUCAAGGGAAUCCCUAAACUGGAUGAUGCUAAUGAUGCUGGCAGUAAACACUCCACAGAUUGCACUCUAAUUCUUACUGAAGGAGACUCAGCCAAGACAUUGGCUGUUUCCGGCCUUGGUGUGGUUGGGAGAGAUCGGUAUGGUGUGUUCCCACUGAGGGGCAAACUUCUCAAUGUCAGGGAAGCUUCACACAAGCAGAUUAUGGAAAAUGCAGAGAUAAACAACAUAAUCAAAAUUGUGGGUCUGCAGUAUAAGAGAGAUUAUGAAGACGCGGAGUCCCUGAAAAGCCUUCGUUAUGGAAAGCUCAUGAUCAUGACAGAUCAGGAUCAGGAUGGCUCCCACAUCAAAGGCUUGCUGAUCAACUUUAUCCAUCACAACUGGCCAUCUCUGCUCAAACACCGCUUUCUAGAGGAGUUUAUUACACCUAUCAUUAAGGUCUCUAAAAACAAGCAGGAACUAUCCUUUUAUAGUAUCCCAGAGUUUGAGGAGUGGAAGAACGGCACUGACAGUCACAAGACCUGGAAAAUAAAGUACUACAAAGGUCUGGGGACCAGCACAUCUAAGGAAGCUAAGGAAUAUUUUUCAGAUAUGGAGAGACAUCGAAUUCCUUUCAAAUACAGCGGACCAAUAGAUGAUGCUGCGAUCACCUUGGCCUUUAGCAAGAAGAAAAUUGAUGACCGUAAGGAAUGGCUGACCAACUUCAUGCAGGACAGAAGGGAGAGGAGACUGCAUGGUUUGCCAGAGGAUUACUUGUAUGGGAAAUCCACUAAGUACUUGACCUACAAUGACUUUAUUAAUAAAGAGCUGAUUCUGUUUUCCAACUCUGACAAUGAACGUUCCAUCCCAUCAUUAGUUGAUGGUUUGAAGCCAGGCCAGAGGAAAGUGUUAUUUACAUGUUUUAAGAGAAAUGAUAAGAGAGAAGUGAAAGUUGCUCAGCUGGCUGGGUCUGUAGCUGAGAUGUCUGCAUAUCAUCAUGGUGAGACUUCCCUGAUGAUGACCAUUAUCAACUUGGCACAGAACUUUAUGGGUAGCAACAAUAUCAAUCUCUUGCAACCAAUUGGCCAGUUUGGCACCAGGCUGCACGGUGGAAAAGAUGCUGCCAGCCCUCGAUACAUCUUUACCAUGCUUAGCACAGUUGCCCGCCUUCUCUUUCCCUCAAUGGAUGACAAUGUCCUGAAGUUUAUUUAUGACGACAACCAGAGGGUUGAACCAGAGUGGUACAUUCCCAUCAUACCUACCGUGCUAGUGAAUGGCGCCGAAGGUAUUGGCACCGGUUGGUCAUGUAAAAUCCCAAAUUACGAUGUCCGGGAAAUUGUGAAUAACAUCCAGAGAAUGCUGUCUGGUGAAGAACCCCAGACAAUGCUCCCAAGUUACAAGAAUUUCAAGGGAGUUAUACAGGAGCUUGGUCCAAACCAGUACAUUAUUAUUGGGGAAGUUUCUGUACUUGAUGCAACCACUAUUGAAAUCUCAGAGCUACCGGUCAGAACGUGGACACAGAAUUACAAGGAGCAGGUACUGGAGCCUAUGCUGAAUGGGACAGAUAAGACUCCACCCCUGAUUGUGGACUACAAAGAAUAUCACACAGAUACCACAGUCAGAUUCAUUGUAAAGAUGGCUGAGGAAAAGCUGGCUGAGGCCGAGGCUGCUGGGCUGCACAAAGUAUUUAAGUUGCAAGCACCUCUUACAUGUAAUUCAAUGGUGCUCUUUGAUCACACUGGAUGCAUGAAGAAAUAUGAAACCGUUAUGGAUAUUCUGCAGGAGUUCUAUGAGUUGCGUCUCCGCUAUUAUAGUCUAAGACAGGACUGGCUGUUGGGCUUGUAUACUGCUGAGGCCUCCAAGUUAAGCAACCAAGCCCGUUUUAUACUAGAAAAAAUUGAGGGCAAAAUAGUAAUUGAAAACAAGCCAAAGAAAGAACUUAUUCAGAUGUUGGUACAGCGGGGGUAUGACUCUGACCCGCUCAAAACCUGGAAACAAACUCAAGAAAAGGAAGAAGCUGGGGAGCUGAUUGAAGAGGAUGAAACGGAAGUUUCAAGCAGUGGGCCAGAUUUCAACUACCUCCUCAAUAUGCCUAUGUGGUACUUGACCAAAGAGAAGAAAGAUGAGCUCUGUAAACAGAGAGAUACUAAGCUUUUAGAGCUUCAAGAUCUACAGAGAAAAUCUCCAACAGACCUAUGGAAAGCAGACCUUGCUGCCUUUGUUGAAGAAUUGGAUCGUGUUGAAGAAAAGGAGCGGCUUGAAGAACAGGCUUCUUUACAGGGCAAAGCGGUGAAAGGCAAGACUGGAAGAGUGCAGAUAAAAAAGAUGCAGUUGCAAGAGAUCUUGCCAUCACCCCAUGGGAGGCGCAUCAUUCCUAGGGUCACGUCAGCCAUGAAAGCAGAGGCCUCAAAGAAAGUAAAGAAGCGAGUGAAGGCUGAAGAUAUUGCUAAGAGGAUGGAGUUUGGAGAAGAUGGUGAACAAGUGAGUCCACAGAACAGUCCAGAGUCUAGUAAUGAAAGCUUGUCUCUUGCUGAAAGACUAAGCAAGAAAUUGAAGGCAGAACCAGGUACAAAAGCAAAAGCAGUUAAAGGUAAAAAGCAGGCAACUCUACCAUUCAAACCUGUAAAGAGCGAGCCUAAAAGCCAAUUUAUGAAUUCAGAAAGCGAGUCUGAGCCAGAUGAAGUGGUGCCACGUGCUGUUCAGCCACGAAGAGCUGCUGCAAAUGUAAAGUAUGUGUUGGACUCUGAUGAUGAAAGCAAAGCUCACAACUUUAAAAAUGAGAGUGACAUUGACAGCGAUGGUCAGUUUGAGCCAUGUUUAGAAUCAAACGAUGAAUCUUUUGAAAUCCCCAAGCCAGCACGCAAACCCAGAGCUGCCCCCAGAAAGGUUAAAGAUCCCAGUCCAGAAAGUGUACCAGAAACCACUCCAUCAGCGAUGUUCGUUGUGGAGGAGAAUGAGGACGAAGCUCAACCUGCACAAUUGCCCAGUGCCCCCACUAAGAAGACACUGCAGCCUGCACCAGAGAAAGCUGCUCCAAAAAAACGUGCCAAGAAAGCUGGAUCCACAGCAGCAAAGAAAGAUAAGCAGCCAUCCAUUCUAGAGGCUCUGUCUAAGCCACAGCUGCCAAAAUCCACUGCUGUCGUCAAAGCAGAUGAUGAUUUUGAUAUUCCACCUCGCAAGAAGGUGACAAAGCCACGCAAGAGGAAAAACUCUGAUUCAGACUCUGGCUCAGAUUUUGGUCCAAAACGAAAAACCAAACCAGCUAAAAAAUCAAAGGCAGUGGAUGACAAUAGUUUCCACAUAGAUCUCUCUGUGGAUUCAGAUGAUGGAGCUGGCAGCACAGCAGUACGCUCCAGGACAGGCCGUGCAAAGAAGACAGUUGCAUAUAUAGAGGAGUCUGAUGAUGAUCUGUUUUAGCUACAGAAAACAGUGACAUUUGUGGAUCUUAACAUUUAAAUAUAGUUUUAAGCUUGCUGUUUUUUUUUUAUACCUUUUUGAUAAAUUAUCAACACCAAAUGUUUUAUCAAGGCAGAGUUGACAUGAGUUUCUCAACAUUUUUCAGCUGCAUCAACAGGAGUGUCUUUUUUUUUUUUAAUAUAAUUUUUUUUUACUUACAUUUUACUUUGACCCUUGUUUUGCAGUUAUGCCAAUGUGUUAGUUGCACUGGAUCAUUGAUGGGUCCUCUUUCUGCUAAGGUUUAUAGGCUUAAGCCAUCUGUGGUCAAGCAGACAACUUGCUGUGUAUGGCGCCAUGGGAGGUUAUUUAGCUUAUCUUGCCGUUUUAACAUCUAAUGUACAUAUACUGUCACCUGCAUUUUAUUUCUGUGUUGUAUGUCCUGACUGUACAUAUUUGUGUAUGUCCCUUUUCUUUACGAUUUGGAAUAAAGACUUUAAAGAACA